UCCGAGCGAUCUGUUCUUGUUUCGCUAAUCGAUGUCGGAAGCGUCCGAGUCCAAACCGAACGUCGUCGCCAGACUUUCUAGCUCGGAGGAUCAACCAUGGUAUCGGUGCUGCGGUUCGCCGUGGAUCCCAUCGAUCUCCAGAAGGAGAUCAAGAGGAGGGACGACUACGCCGAGUCGAUCAGACGCGAGCUUUUUAUCGCCGCCAGGAAAAUACAGGUUAACGCGGGAACAAUGAAAAGAAGAAUCGAUAACCUCGGAUGUUAUCGUUCGCGUUCGACUAUGACGGGCGAAAAUCUGCGAAUAACAAAACGAAGCGUCGGGACCGUAAUUUACGCCGCAGAUAUCGAUGUUUAUGCUGAAGACCAUGACACCGCGUCAUCUUCUCCCGCCGUGCCAGUUUGAAUUUAUCCACGAAACUCUCCUCGCGUCGCGUCGCGUCGAGGUCUCUGCGAAAACGAUUUUUCGACGCGGAUCGUGCUCUUGAAAAACGUUGUUUCCGCGUCCUAUUGUCGCUGAAACAGUUUACAAAUUACCAGCAAAUUACCUUUACGCCUCGGUGAAACGAAAUUCGUGUGAAAAUGUUCGCGGGAACGAGGUCUGUCCGAGAAGCGAUUCGUUGUCGGUGAUUUGGAAGCGACGGAUACCAAAUUCCGUAGCUUAAAAAUGUCGUUUAAAAGUUCAUCUUUUGCCGUUUAAAGCCUUUUAUUCGAACGCUAGGCGCGAUCGAUGCAGAGUUUCGCGAACAGAGUAGUCACGUUUCAGGCAUGGAUCCGUGGUAUACUGACCCGUAAGCAUCUCCGAUUACUGUGGAGAAGCGCGAUUAUUAUUCAAAAGCAUUGGCGUGGUUAUUAUGUCCGGAGUUUCGCGGAUCGAUACCUGGUCGAGCGUGUUCAUCGGAUGUGGCAGGAUUAUUACGAUCGAAUGGCGACGAGGAUCCAGGCGGCCUGGCGGGGUUACUGGGUCAGGAAGACGGUCCUCGAUAUUCCGAAGAUGCGACGCUGGCUCGAGAACGUUUCCAAGAAGAACGAGGAGACCGUAGAGAAGAUGAAGAAAUUCAGGCGGAAGGAGAUCGAGGAUCGUGAGCGGGCGGUGGAGCUCGACUCGAUGCAGUGGAUCCUGUUCAUCCUCUUCAAGCUCCACCACCUGCUGCGAACGAAGCAACGGCCAGGCGUGGUCACGAGGAUCGACAAGACCCGCUUCACGUUCAUCGAGCAGAUGUUGAAGUGCUUCGAGUACAAGAGCUACACCGGCAGGGACGCCGUCUGCUGUCACGACUGCGACAUAGAUCCGAAAAGAUCGUCGAUCUUCCGCGGCACCUACUACGAAAGAUGCGAGAGAGAGAUCCGCGAGAUCGAACGGAAACUAAGAACCGGGGCGGUGCCGGUCUUCAGAAGCUUCCCGUACGAGAAGCAGGAGGAGAUGUUGCGUGCGGAGACCAGACAACGUAGACAGGCGACGUUGCACGCUGGGGAAGGCGAAAGUCGAACGAAGGCGGUAGCCGAUCGCGACGGUCGUCGUGAGAUGUCGGAUCUCUACGACAAGAUCAAGAAGAUGGACUGUCAGUUAGGUCGGGCUCGGCUCAAGUGUCCUAUCCACGCCUGCGUUCUCCAAACGCGGCCUCUUCCGUAGUUAUGGUAAAGUUCUAAACGAUGACAGUUACGUGAAAACUAUACAUUUUAUUUGACACACGUUACGUCGGCGCUAGAUACAAAAGAAACUACAUAAACUA
Molecule: messenger RNA, 1729 nt
Organism: Megalopta genalis
Lineage: Eukaryota; Metazoa; Arthropoda; Insecta; Hymenoptera; Halictidae
Source: RefSeq, a predicted model, not a curated record